Messenger RNA from Marchantia polymorpha subsp. ruderalis, 4378 nucleotides. Lineage: Eukaryota; Viridiplantae; Streptophyta; Marchantiopsida; Marchantiales; Marchantiaceae. The record is from the annotation of a GenBank genome assembly.
CGAGCCAUCAUCGGCCGAUAGGGUCUCUAGGGUGACACGAGAGAGCUGCCAGUGACAGAGGUGGGAUUCCAUGCCGCCUCGAGGGCAAGAACGGGGAGGGCCGUCUUCUUGGUCGGGCUGAAGCCGCCGAUCGACCCGUUGGCCGGUUGUACGUCAUGGUUUACAAGACAGGAGCAGAGGGAUGGAGGGAGCGAGUCAGUGAAUCGUGAUCAGGAGGAGGAAUUGCGAUGAGAACGGCUUCGUUUCGUUGGCCGCUGGUGGCAAUGGGAGUGGAAAGCCAUCGUAAUCGGGACGAGCAGUCAUUGCAACCAAUGGGUCUAGAUUAGUAGUGAUCGAGGAACGAGACGAGGAAGUGAAUUGGCUUGAACCAGGACGAUGAUGCGCGGUGGCGUGGGCAAUGUGGUGCUUGCACCCAUCUCGGAGGUGCUGGCGAGGUUGCUCGUGCAGGCUGCGAAGACUGUGCUCGCAGCCAAAGAUGUGCUCAUCGAACGCGAGAGUUUCAAUGAGCUUUCGAGCUACCUGGAGAGGCUGAGGCCCAUCUUGGGUGAGCUGUCGGAGCGUAGUACGAAUGAUACGCCGACCAUGAGGACAGCUUUGGAGUCCAUUGAACAGCAGUUAAAGGUGGCAAAAGACCUCAUGGCUAACUGCAGCAACAAAAGCAGAUUCUAUCUGCUUAUGCGGUGUAGAACCAUCGUCAAGCAGAUUCAGGAUGUCACUCGAGAAUUAGGCCGGUGUAUAAGCAUGCUGCCUAUGGCCACUCUGGAUGUGUCGUUGGAAACUCGCCGAGAGACCGAGGAGUUGAUGAAAACCAUGGGAGAGGCUCAGUUUCAUGCAGCAGUUGCAGAGGAGGAAAUUAUUGACAAGAUCGAGAGUGGUAUUAGGGAUCGCCAAACCGAUACCGAUUAUGCAAACGACCUUCUUCUGCAGAUUGCUAAGCAUGUCGGAGUGUCGGUUGAACCUCAAGCCUUAAAACAGGAACUGAAAGAGUUCAGGAAGGAAAAGGAAGAAGCUCUACUUCGUAAGAAUCAGGCAGAGGCAGUGCAGCUGGAGCAGAUAAUUGCUUUGCUCAGCAGAGCCGACGCCGCCACUACGGCAACCGAGAAAAACGAGAUUUACAUGAAAAAGAGAGGUUUAGGUGGGGGAAGCACGCUUCCCCCACUAUUCUCCUUUUACUGUCCAAUAACAAGGGAGGUGAUGGACGAACCUGUCGAAAUAGCAUCUGGCCAAACAUUUGAGCGGACAGCAAUUUUAACUUGGUUCAAAUCUGGAAAUCGGACUUGCCCAAUUACCAAAGUCGAAUUGGAAAAUUUAGAAGUGAAGCCUAACCAAGCUCUACGUCAGUCAAUCGAAGAAUGGAGGGAAAGAAACACUGCCAUCAGCAUCUCAGCUAUAGGACCCAGACUUCGCUCCGGUAAGGAUCAGGAGGUUUCCGAUGCUUUACAAGAGCUUCACAAAUUGAGUGAAGAGAAGGCGCAGCACCGGUAUUGGAUAGCUAGUGAGAACUUGAUACCUGUCUUAGUAGAUACAUUGAAGAAUGGGAACCGCAGCGUCAGGACCCACUCCCUCGCAACGUUGAAGAGCAUUUGUGUCAACAACGAUGACAACAAGGAGGCUGUUGCAGAAGCAGGUGCGAUAGAGAUGGCUGUGAGGUCCCUUGCACGGGAUGUUGUAGAGGGCGGACAAGCAGUGGCCUUCUUGUUGGAGAUAUCCAGAAGCUCAAAAAUCUGUGAGAAAAUUGGGAAAGUUCAGGGUUGUAUCUUGCUUCUGGUAACAAUGCUCAACUGCGAAAAUCCGCACGCAGUUGAAGAUGCGAAACAGCUGCUUGAAAAUUUAUCGAACAAUGAUCAAAAUGUUGUUCAGAUGGCUGAAGCAAAUCACUUCCAGCCUUUGGCUCAGCGAUUAACUGAAGGUGCGGACAUGACGAAGAUAUUGAUGGCGAGUGCUUUGUCUAGGAUGCAACUUACAGAUCAAGGCAAGGCAGCGCUUGCCAAAAGAGGAGCGAUAUCCCCUCUAGUGAAAAUGGUUGGCACGGGAAAGCUUGAGGCGAAGACUGCUGCCCUGGGUGCUCUGCAGAAUUUGUCGACUCUUGCCGAAAACAGAGAUUACCUGAUUAAUGCCGGAGCAGUACCUCCGUUACUUCAGUUGCUGUUUUCAGUUACAUCCGUCGCCAUGAGUUUGAAGGAGACCGCUGCCGCAACUCUAGCUAACAUAGCCAAGUCCAGCACCACAGCUGAGACCAAGAUAGAUACAAAUGGCAACAUAUUAGAAUCGGACGAGACCAUUUAUCAAAUACUAUCACUUUUGAACCUUGCGGGGCCUGUGAUCCAAAGUCAUCUGCUGAGGGCGCUGUUGGGAAUGUCCACUUUGCCUGCAGCCAUUUCAGUUAGGAACAAGCUUAGAGCGGGUGGUGCCAUCCAACUUUUACUGCCAUUUUGUGAAGCAGCCGAUGUGGAAGUACGAGUUAAUGCCGUAAAUUUGCUGUACUGCAUAUCUGGGGAUGGACACGGGAAGGAAAUGUCGGAGCACUUGGGACCUACGUAUAUAGAAGCGCUUGUACAGCUUCUGAACUUUUCGACUCGGGAUGAUGAGAAGGCAGCUGCCAUGGGCAUCCUUGAGAAUCUACCUUCAUCUGACUUCCAUCUUACCCAAGUUCUGCUGGAUGCGGGGGCCUUACAUGCCAUAUGUAAUCUUCUGACCGUAAAGAACACGAACACCUCCACUAGGUUCGUUCGCAAUCAAUUGCUGGAAAACACGGCCGGUGCUCUCUUACGCUUCACUGGUGCUCACGAGGAUAAUCUCCUGAAGACAGCAGCCGAGCUAGAUGUUAUUCCCAAGCUUGUACAACUCCUGGUGGCCGGAACGCCUCUGGCGAAACAACGUGCGGCUAUGGCGUUGAGUCAGUUCGCAGAGUGCACUAGAAGGCUGACUGUUCCCAUCGCUAGUGAUCAUGCCUGCUUUUGGUUGGGAUGUAUUCCUUCCAAACUAGAGCCAGGUUGCAUUGUUCAUUCUGGGCGUUGCUCCGUCAAAGGAUCCUUCUGUUUGAUUGCAGCCGAGGCCCUGGUUCCCCUUGUACAGACUCUAGAGGAGAGGGAAGAUGGUGCAGCAGAAGCCGCUCUUGGGGCUCUGAAGACGCUGCUACUCGGUGAACAUGGCGAGAAAGGAGCUGUGGCAAUAGCAGAUGCUCAGGGAAUACUUCCCAUCAUAAGAGUAUUGACGGUCGGAACGCCAGGGGCAAAGGAGAAGGCGGUCUCGAUUUUAGAAAGGAUAUUUCGGAUAGAGAAGUACCGAGUGGCUUAUGGCAGUCAAGCCCAAAUGUCUUUGAUUGAUCUUACUCAAAAGGGUUCAAUAACAACGAGACCUGUAGCUGCCAGGAUUUUAGCUCACCUUAACGUUCUACACAAUCAAUCUACUUACUUCUAGGUGUAGUUGUAGCUGGUUUGGUCAUUGUAUUUAGCCAAUUCAUCGUGUGUACAAUACAUAUGUCUGAGUUUUCAGACCAUCAGCGUUUCGCUUUGUUGCCCUGUGCACCUCGUAGAUGAGCAUCAUAUUCCAUUUCACUCUCGGUGGAGGAGGUUGCCCUGCGUUGGGUUGCGGGUUGCUGGGUAAGACAGAAUCAUAUACGGCAUUAGCCGACCUGCAAACCAAGAAUACUCUACUGAACCUGUAGCGCUCAAUUCUUUUCUUCCCAUGGCCAAGGCGAAGAGGAAGAAAAGUGUGUCGAAUAUAUGAAGAAUGGAAAGAGAGGUGUUACGUGGCGCCGCAGCUGAACAUGGUUGACAAAAUUGGGUCAUGGGCCAUCCAUGUUGACUCAGUCAACGGGGACUCGCUUUGAAGGGAUGAAGAACUUCACGAAACAGGCUGGAUUUGAUACAGGAUAAUUUUUGGGUUGCUCGACAAUGGAGGGGAUUUACAUGCUUGUAGUUGUGUAGGUGUGAGAACCGAGAACCAUACCCGAAGACAUGAUCACAUAAAGGAUUCAAACAUAUGUCUCAUCAAAGAUGAGACAUCACGUGUGUAAACAAAGUAACCAUGUUUUGCUUGACGCCGCACGUCCUUCAAGCAACAGUUUCUUGUAAACAACGCGACUUCACGAAGUGUGUUUCUCCGACUUCUUCGUUUUGUUUUCAUCCAUCUUCCACAACUUUUGUCGCCUCUUCUUUUUUCUCUCAUCUACAUUCCUUCUCGUCCUUAACCUUUUAAAGUCAAGGCCAACUCCUCUACUUGUACUGGAAAUUGUUUCCAUUUUCAUGUAAUUCAUAUUUUUCCUUCCUCUGUUCCGUCCUCUGUUGCUUUUGAUAGGGCUCACUUUCUAGGAAUCAUGAAAGAAUUCUGAAAUGCAAUUUAAUUGCAUUUAAGAGCUCAUUCAUCAAACCUUGUG